Messenger RNA from Neomonachus schauinslandi (Hawaiian monk seal), 811 nucleotides. RefSeq names its product SAP domain-containing ribonucleoprotein-like. Bases 15 to 647 code for a protein of 210 amino acids. The transcript has a single exon. Lineage: Eukaryota; Metazoa; Chordata; Mammalia; Carnivora; Phocidae. Gene Ontology annotation, biological process: poly(A)+ mRNA export from nucleus. The record is from RefSeq and is a predicted model, not a curated record. Gene Ontology annotation, cellular component: nucleus.
GGAGGGGUAACAAGAUGGUGGCGGAGACGGUGGAGCUCCAUAAACUGAAGCUUGCUGAACUAAAGCAGGAAUGUCUUGCUCGUGGUUUGGAGACCAAGGGAAUAAAACAAGAUCUCAUCAACCAGCUCCAGGCGUAUCUUGAAGAGCAUGCUGAAGAGGAGGCAAAUGAAGAAGAUGUACUGGGAGAUGAAACAGAGGAAGAAGAACCAAAGCCCAUAGAACUGCCUGUCAAAGAGGAAGAACCCCCUGAGAAAACUGUUGAUGUGGCAGCAGAGAAGAAAGUGGUAAAAAUUACAUCUGAGAUACCACAGACUGAGAGAAUGCAGAAGAGAGCUGAACGAUUCAAUGUACCUGUGAGCUUGGAGAGUAAGAAAGCUGCCCGGGCAGCAAGAUUUGGGAUUUCUUCAGUUCCAUCAAAAGGUCUGUCAUCUGAUGCCAAACCUACGGUUAACCUGGAUAAACUAAAGGAAAGAGACCAAAGAUUUGGUUUGAAUGUCUCUUCAAUAUCCAGAAAGUCUGAAGAUGAUGAAAAACUGAAAAAGAGGAAGGAGCGAUUUGGGAUUGUUACAAGUUCAGCUGGAACAGGAACCACAGAGGAUACAGAGGCAAAGAAGAGGAAAAGGGCAGAGCGCUUUGGGAUUGCCUGAUGAAAAGCUCUAAAUGCUUUCUGUUCUCCAGUGGUUUCCAUCUCUCUGACUUUUCUUGGUCAUAUAUAUACCUAAAUGCACAGUCAUGUGCCUAGGUUCUGCCUCGUAGUGAGAGAGCAUGUACCCUGGGUACAUCCAGGAACUUCAGCAGCAAUUUGACUCAU